This is a messenger RNA of Spirodela intermedia, 2406 nucleotides long. Lineage: Eukaryota; Viridiplantae; Streptophyta; Magnoliopsida; Alismatales; Araceae. The record is from the annotation of a GenBank genome assembly.
AUGUUAGUCGCAGGGCUUUCGCGCCUUUUUACGACGCUUGGUAGGAACUGGGAAGAAGCAAGGGCGGGUUUUCCAUCAGAUUCCACCGUCCCCGGCGGAAUUUACAGCUUCUGUUUCAUCCGGCCAUCGCAACUCCGCGCCAGCUGCGCCCCACCGGGGUUCUCCUCUCUCUGCGCCGAGGGCGAGAGCCAUGGCCGAGACCCUCACGGCGUCUUCCCCCGCAGAAGCUCGCCGCCAUCCCCGCCACCUUUCUACGCCCUCCUCCGGGAGCGGCUCCGGGCGGCGGCGGUCUUCCAUGGCCUCGAACCCGCCGAGGUGGCGGCCUCGCUCAAGUCGUGCGUCCGCGGGGAUCGCCCCAGAACGGCGAUGCAGAUCCAUGCCGUCGUCGUCGCCGCCGGCCUCGGCCGGCACACGACGGUCUCCAACGCCCUCAUGAACUUCUACUGCAAGAUUUGCAGAUUCAGUGAGGCCCUCCAGAUCUUCAACGCCAUGUCCCACCGCGACGUCGUCUCCUGGAACACCGUCCUGUCGGGAUUCCCCUGCACUAAGGACGCGCUGUCGUUCGCGGUGACGAUGGCUCGCUCGGGGGUCAUCUUCGACGCCGUGACCUUCACCACGGCGCUCGCCUACACGUCGGACCUCGACGACGACGACGACGGCGGCGGCGGCGGCGGCGGCGGCAGUGGCUUUGCCCUGCAGCUCCACUCUCAAGUGGUGAAGGCGGGCUUCGAGUCGGAUACCUUCGUCGGGAACGCCCUGAUAUCGGCGUAUGCGAAGGCGGGUCUCCUGGAAGAAGCUGACAGGGUGUUCGGAGAAAUGGUCGAGAGGGACCUGGUUUCCUGGAAUGCUCUGAUUUCGGGGUACGCUCAGGAGGAGGACCGCUGGGCUCGGGCCAUGGAGGUUUUCGUCGCAAUGACCAGGGAAGGACUAGUGGUGGACCACGUCUCACUCUCGAGCGCGCUCGCGGCCUGCGGGCACGAGAGGAACCUGCGCAUGGGGCGCCAGGUCCACGGCAUGGCCAUGAAGAGCAGACUCGUCAAGGGCGCGUCGGUGUCGAACGUUCUCAUGUCGAUGUACGCCAAGUGUGGGUCGACGGACUGCGCCCGGAGGGUCUUCCAGGACGUGGAGGAGCGGAACGUCGUCUCGUGGACGACGAUGAUCUCCAUCGAUGCCGGCGAGGCCCUGGCGCUCUUCAAGGAGAUGCUGCUGGACGGCGUGGAGCCGAAUAUUGUCACCUUCAUCGCCUUGAUCUCCGCGGUGGCGGCUUCGGGGCCCUCUGCCCGCUCCGGCGAGGCGAUCCACGGGUUCUGCUUCAAAGCGGGGGUCCGGGGGAGUCGCAACGUCUGCAACAGCCUCGUCACCAUGUACGCCAAGUGGGGGUCCAUGGAGGCGUCGAGGAGGGUGUUCGACGGGAUGGAUAGCGCAGAAGACGCUGUCUCUUGGAACGCCCUCAUCUCCGGCUAUGCCCAGAACGGGAUGUGCGAAGAAGCUAUGAGGGCGUUCUCUUCGAUGAUGAUGACCUCUCGCUGCCGGCCGAACGACUUCACCUUCGGGAGCGUUGUCAGCGCCGUGGCGUCGGCGGAGGAGACAGUUUGUUUGACAUACGGCCAGCGGUGUCACUGUCUGGCGCUGAAGAUGGGCCUCGACGAGGGUGAGCACCUGACGGGGGCGCUCAUCGACAUGUACUCGAAGCGCGGCAGCGUGGAUGGCGCGCGGAGGCUGUUCCACCAGGCUCCCAAGAAGAGCCUGAUAAGCUGGACGGCGAUGAUCUCCGCCGAGGCGAGGCAUGCGAACUACGUCGGCGUGGUCGACCUGUUCGAGGCAAUGGCGGCGAACGGGGUCAGCCCGGAUCAGCUCACCUUUCUGGCAGUCCUCACGGCCUGCGGCCACGGCGGGAUGGUGGACCGAGGAUGCCAGGUCUUCAGCUCCAUGGUCGACGACCACGGCAUCGAGCCGAACGGGGAGCAUUACUCGGCGGUGGUGGAUAUGCUGGGGAGGGCCGGAAGGUUGGAGGAGGCGGAGAGGCUCGUCGGAGCGAUACCAGGCGGGGCGGGGCUGUCGGCAAUGCAGAGCCUGCUGGGGGCAUGCCGCGUGCACGGGGACGCCGCCAUGGCGGCGAGGGCGGCAGAUGCGCUUCUGGGCAUGGGGCCGACAGCGGAGUCGGGGACCUACGUCUUGCUGUCGAAUAUUUAUGCUGAGAUGGGGGAGUGGGAGAAGGUGGCCAAGGUGAGGAAGGCCAUGAGGGACAGCGGGGUCAGGAAGGAGGUCGGGUUCAGCUGGGUCGACUGUGGUGGGGGCGGGGUCCACCGCUUCUCGUCAGCCGACAAGACUCACCCGCGGGCGGAGGACGUGCAUUGGAUGUCCUGGUUCAUGGGCUUGCAGAUGAGACCUUUGAUGGAUGAGUAA